AUGUCUCCACUGCUGCCCACGAACACGGCGGCAUGGUUUGCCCUUCUGGAGAGACAAUUCGAGGCAGCGCGAAUUACGGAAGACACCAUUAAGUACGUGACGCUGGCAAAAUGCCUCAACGAUCAACAGCUCCAGGACGUCGAAGACCUAAUGACGAACCCUCCAGACAUCGGACGCUACGAGAAAUUAAAACAUGCGCUCAUUCGCAAAUUAUCCGAUACGGACGCGACCCGGAUAAAGAAGUUGGUGGAAAGCGAGGAGAUGGGAGAUGGAAAGCCAUCCCAGUUUUACCAACACUUAAAAAAACUCUCCAGCCCCUCCACGCCCGAUGAUUUUACCCUCACGCUGUGGAGGAACCGAUUACCCGCCCGCAUCAGGCGUAUCCUCGCGGCAGUCGACGAUUCGGACCCAGAAAGGUUAUUGCGGCAGGCGGACCUGAUCGCUGAAGAAUUCUCGGAGGAUUUUCGGCGCACCGCCCGGGUAACGGCAGUAAUGGACCCACCAGCGCACAGAUGA
Molecule: messenger RNA, 516 nt
Organism: Bombus huntii
Lineage: Eukaryota; Metazoa; Arthropoda; Insecta; Hymenoptera; Apidae
Exons: 2
Coding region: 1-516 (171 amino acids)
Source: RefSeq, a predicted model, not a curated record